Molecule: messenger RNA, 2432 nt
Organism: Pistacia vera
Lineage: Eukaryota; Viridiplantae; Streptophyta; Magnoliopsida; Sapindales; Anacardiaceae
Product: long-chain-alcohol oxidase FAO2-like
Exons: 3
Coding region: 85-2319 (744 amino acids)
Biological process (GO): small GTPase-mediated signal transduction
Molecular function (GO): GDP-dissociation inhibitor activity; flavin adenine dinucleotide binding; long-chain-alcohol oxidase activity
Source: RefSeq, a predicted model, not a curated record
CUUGUCUUCUUCCAUUUCUGGGAAUCUAGAGUCUAGACCAUACCCAACACAACACGAAAGCAUAAAGAAAAAGAUUAAGCAACAAUGAAGGGAAGAGAAAUAGAGAGUCAUCCUUUACUGAGAGGUGGAAGUAGAGUCUAUAAUUUUACUCAUGAUUUUUCUUCUGCUCAGAUCCAAUCCCUUACUGCCAUCUGUGAAACUCUCAUCCCUUCCUUGCCAAUUGAUACCAUCAACAAGCAACACUCUGAUAACGAGGCCAUUCGUUCAUUCUACAAAGCUUCUGCCUCUCACCCUCCAAUCCCUCACCAGGUAGCAGGAUUUUUGCUGAAGAGAGCUCAACCAAAAGCUGUGUUCGUUGUGCGAUUAAUUUUGACGCUUCUUUCAUUCAGAUUGGGAACAUUAUUGCUUUGUGGGUAUCAUUGUUUAGAUUGGAAAUGGCCCUUCAUUAACAAAUUCUCAGAAAUUCCCGUAGAAAGGAGAGAAGAAAUUCUCAAGAAAUGGUCAAGGGGAAAGUUUUUGUUACCUCCAAGAGUAGCGUUUGCGAUGAUCAAAGUCUUCUGCUCAUACGUCUUCUUCUCCGGGACUGAUGAAAACUCAGAAAACCCAGCAUGGAAAGCAAUUGGAUUCCAGCCAGACACCAAGGAAACAUUGAAGAGACCCAAAGAGGAGAGGCCUCUUCAUAAGGGGGUUAUAGAAACCAUUUAUGAAGAUGACGCGACACUUCUCCAAAGUCUCAGCCGAAAGGGCCUUGAGGUGACGGAAGUUCCUGAAGAAGACGCCUACGAGAUCAAAUGUGAUGUUGUAAUCGUUGGUUCUGGUUGCGGUGGCGGUGUUGCGGCAUCAGUUCUUGCAAGCUCUGGUCAAAAGGUACUUGUUCUCGAGAAAGGGAACUACUUCGUGGCUGAAGAUUAUUCUUCUCUGGAAGGUCCCUCCAUGCUUGAGCUAUACGAUUCUGGUGGAAUUCAAACCAGUGAUGACGGGAAAUUUUUGGUAUUGGCUGGAUCAACAGUGGGUGGAGGCUCUGCUGUUAACUGGUCUGCUUCCAUCAAAACACCAGAUUUUGUUCUCAGAGAAUGGUCUGUGGAUCAUAAGAUUCCUCUUUUCGGGUGCUCUGACUAUCAAUCUGCUAUGGAUGUUGUCUGGAAGAGGAUCGGCGUUACGGAAAAAUGCAACCAGGAAGGAUUUCAAAAUCAAGUCCUUCGAAAAGGGUGUGAGAAUCUUGGUUUAAAAGUUGAGUCAGUUGCAAGAAAUUCAUCAGAAGAUCAUUAUUGUGGUUCUUGCAAUUAUGGUUGUAGAACUGGAGACAAGAAAGGAACUGAUACUACUUGGCUUGUCGAUGCUGUAGACAAUGGUGCAGUGAUUCUAACAGGAUGUAAAGCUGAGAAAUUCAUAUUGGAAAAUAACAAUAACAGCAACGCAAGUAAAAGGAAAAAAUGUUUGGGAGUGAUUGCAACAGCUUUGAAUAAGAACAUCACAAAGAAGCUGAAAAUUAAGGCAAAAGUAUCAGUUUCAGCUUGUGGGUCUCUCUUGACACCCCCUCUGAUGAUAUCUAGUGGUUUGAAAAAUCCAAAUAUCGGCAAGAACCUUCACCUGCAUCCGGUUCUAAUGGUUUGGGGAUACUUUCCAGAGUACAUGACAGAACUUAAAGGAAAAAGUUACGAUGGUGGAAUCAUCACCUCCAUCCAUAAGGUGGUUUCAGAAGAAUCUAACUUUAAAGCAAUCAUAGAAACUCCUGCAAUUGCACCAGCUAGUUUUGCAGCACUAUCUCCGUGGACUUCAGGGCGUGAAUUUAAGGAGAGGAUGGUUAAGUUUGGAAGAACCGCUCACCUAUUUGCAUUGGUCAGAGAUGAAGGUUCCGGAGAAGUUAAAAGAGAGGGUAUAAUAAAGUAUAAUUUAAAGCAGAUUGAUAAAGAAAAUAUAAAAAUUGGGUUGAGGCUGGCUCUGAGAAUGUUGAUUGGAGCAGGAGCUGUAGAAGUAGGGACCCUUCGGAGUGAUGGGCAGAGAAUAAAAUGUAAAGGGGUGAAGGAGGAAGAGUUGGAGGAGUUUUUGGACAGCGUGGACGUAGUUGGAGGGCUGAAUUCAAGGAACGAGAACUGGGGAGGAUAUUUUUCAGCACAUCAAAUGGGAAGUUGCAGAAUGGGAGCGAAUGAAGAAGAGAGUGGUGUUGAUUUGAAUGGUGAAAGUUGGGAAGCAGAAGGCUUGUUUGUGUGUGACGGCAGCGUUUUGCCGACUGCAGUUGGAGUGAAUCCUAUGAUCACCAUCGAAUCUACUGCGUAUUGCCUUUCCAAGAAUAUUGCUAAGCUAAUGCAACAAACAUAAAUCCCAUUGCCAAGUAGAGAAGUGAUUCUCUCUGGCCUGCUGCUUUGGGAAUCCAUUUUUCUGUUUAUACAUGGUGAAUGAAUAAUACAAGCACUUUGAAUUUUUUUUAAUAA